This is a messenger RNA of Poeciliopsis prolifica (blackstripe livebearer), 1796 nucleotides long. Its product is annotated as olfactomedin-4. The record is from RefSeq and is a predicted model, not a curated record. Gene Ontology annotation, biological process: signal transduction. Bases 38 to 1420 code for a protein of 460 amino acids. NCBI's taxonomy places the organism in Eukaryota, Metazoa, Chordata, Actinopteri, Cyprinodontiformes, Poeciliidae. The transcript is spliced from 7 exons.
GUUUUCACAGGCAGUUUGAUUUGCUCUCUGGUGCAUCAUGAAGCUGCUUGCCGUCCUUCCGUUGUGGGCCCUGUUCACUGUCACCCAGCAGAAAGCACCGUCAGUUGACUGUCUGUGUGAGCUGAUAAGCUCAGAGAAACAAUUUCCCUACGACAAGCUGAAAGCAGCACAGGACGCCGCUGUCGGCUGCACAAAAACCGUCACUCCACAGAAGAGCGCUGCCUUAGACAGCCUGCUGCUGGGCCUGAGUCGACGCCUGCCCCAGCUGGAGCAGGACGUGGCGAUGCUGGAAAAGGAGGAUGAUGGGCAGCUGUUUGGAGUUCUGAGUCUGCACGUCAUCGAGAACGAGCUUGCAGAGAUCCAGCAGAUGAUUGAAAAGCUCAACAGAACCACCGCAGAAAGCGACCGGCUCAGUGAAAACGUGGCUCAGCAGUUGGAGAAUGUAAAGGAAGAGAUGGAGGAGCUGGAAAAAUUUGACACCAUGAAGGUGGUGGAGAGACAACAAGCUAACCAGCGACUGAGGAGAGACCUGGACCAGUGCAGAAACCAUGGAGUCGUCCCCCCUAUCCAACCCACUCAGCCAACUGGUGGUACCUGUCGUCUCAUCAACAUCACAGGACCAAGGGUCCAGACAGCUGGAGAGUAUCCCGGUUCAUUCAAGUAUGGAGCCUGGGGUCGGGAUCCCAAACCAGAGCCCGGGAAGGAGAGCUGGCAUUGGAGGGUGAUGUUGACGUCCAGCAACAGAUACGCCCAUUACGUCCGUCUCUACUCCAGCCUGAGCUCUCUCAUUGUUGGGAUCAGUGUUCCAGGAAAUGUUCAGAUCCAUCCGUCUAACCCGACCACUAACACCAUCCAGGGGCCGAAUGUGGUUCUAUAUGCAGGGGCCUUGUACUACAACUGCUACAACAAAGAUGCAGUUUGUCGAUUCAACCUCACCUCCAAAGGUGUGACCACCUUGGAUUUACCCAAAGGAACCAGGUACAACUCAAAGGGUGAUUUCUGCCACCUUGAAGAAUGCUAUCCGUUCACGGACCUGGACCUGGCCACAGACGAGUCGGGCGUCUGGGUGGUCUACACCACCACCCAGGACCACGGCAACCUGGUUCUAUCGAAGGUGGAGGAGAGCGAGCCGCCGAAGCUCGGCAGAACCUGGCGGACAUCAGUCUACAAGAAAAGCGUGACCAACACCUUCAUGGCCUGUGGCGUCCUCUAUGCAACACGUUUUGUCACCAAAAACACAGAGGAGAUCUUUUAUUCUCUUGACACGACGACAGGGAAGGAGAAUUUCAAAGUCGGCAUCUUCAUCAAUAAGGUGUCUUCUGACAUUCUGUCCUUAAACUACAGUCCAGUGGAUCAGAUGUUGCAUGUGUACAGUGACGCCCAAAUGCUCUCUUACAAGGCUUUGUUUCAAAUGAGGUAGAAGCAGCAGUAAUGCUGAAUAAGUGCCAGAAAUUGCUGCGCUAAAAUUCAUCUGAAAAUUCAUCUUCCUUGUCUUGAAAAAUGUUUUCUUUUUGUACCUGUUGAACCUUCUUUCUGCUUUCCCGUUUCACCAACUAAUGCCAUCACCUUGAUGUCUGAUUGAUUUGAAAUGAAAACAGAACAUUUCUUGAGAUAGCCUGUAAUCUCAGCCAUAAAUAAUCUGAGAGGGUUCAGUUAAAAUGAUCACACUUCAGAUCUGGGAUGCCAGAUUUGUACAGUCAAUUGACGCAGGUUGGCAAAGUGUGCAAAUAAUUUUCACUCCUGAAAUCCUUCUCUAGAAAAGAAAUAUCAGCUUAAAAGGGACUGAAUAAAAAUCU